AUUGGCUAUAAUCUGUCUGUGUCCAUGCCGAUGUGUGUUGCUUGGCUUUCUAACGGUUAGCUAACCGCUAAUGUUGAUGCUUGCGAUUUCCGCCUGUUUCCACACAUUAUUACCUAUAUCGUCAAAUAUUACACAAAGCGUGUCUGCAGUUGGAUAUUCUGCUGUUAACGAUUUCACAUUGUCUCUGGGAUGAUGAAUGGAAACCCUCCCUCAGCUGUGUGGAGAUGACCUGCCACCCUUUCGGGAAUGGUCAGAAUGGGGCCAGAUGUGCCCCUUCUAAAUGAGUAUAAGCAGGAGUUCUUCUGGAAGCGCUUCCCCCAGACAGUGUUGGGGGGUCCACGCUUCAAGUUGGGCUACUGUGCCCCGCCGUAUGUCUAUGUCAAUCAGGCAGUCCUUUUCUUGACACCAUGGCUUUUUGGGGGCAUUGGUACUCUGCUCUGCCAGCUGCAGCUGCUUCAGGAACUCCACGCCGCAGUGCUCUCUGGUAUGCUUAUGUUCGGGGCUGCAGCGGGUGUCCAGGCCCUGGCAUUGUACGCUGCACGGAGGAGUGGCACAGUGGAGAGACUUGGUGCGCCCAACAUCCUAGUUGAUGAAGAGGAAGUAGAAUUUACCCACUGUGUCAGCCCAGAGACAGUGCGAUUCAUAGCCCCUGGGAAGAGGUUUGGGCUGAACAUGGUGGUGCAUACAGUACUAGCUGGGGUGCUCUGUGGCUUCGGGACAUGGUAUCUGUUCCUUGGCAGAUUGACUGCUCUCUACGGCAGCAUAGGUGUAUCCCUGGUAGUCUUUGUCCUGAGUUGGGUGACUCUGUGUAUAGCGGAGUAUUCCCUCAUUGUAAAUACAGCCACAGAGACAGCCACUUUCCAGGCACAGGACACUUAUGAAAUCACCCCACUAACCCGGCCCCUCUACAUUUUCAUUUUCAUUGCUGUGGACUUGGCUGAUAGGUUCUCAGGCCCUGUGCCUGAGCUCCAACUGGCCAGCCAGGUUCUCCACGUGCUUUUCUUCUUCCUACCUCUGCUGUGGGCGCUGGGCAUACUGCCUCCCCUGGAUGCCCUGCUCCUCUGGGGCAUGGAGCAGGCUCUCGUGUUUGGAUUAGGAGGCUCCCCCAUGUCCAGCAACCUCAGGCUGCUGCUGAUGUUUGGCGUAUCUGCUGGCGUAGCUGUGUGUAAUUACUUUAUCCCAUCAACGCUGGGUGUGGUUCUCUUCUCCAUCUCUACGGGAUUUCUCUUGAGCCUGGACCUCAGCCAGGUUGGCACACUCUGCAGAGGCUCCAGGGCAGCAUGUGGGGACCGUGGGUUGCGUAGAGGAGUGUCACCACCUCCUCCUCCCAGUUCCUUUGGGUGGAAUCUGGGCUGCGGGGAGCUGCUUCUAUAUUUGAGCCUGCUACUGGUGGCAAUGGCAGGGGCAGGGCUGUUGCAUCACUUCCUUGGUUCAGCUCAGUCCCAGAGCUUGAUUACUGGACCCCAGGCUCCUGUCAGCUACCUCCUCCUGGUACUCUUCUCCCUCUGCUGGGCUCUCAGAGAGAUCCAGGGGGCUUAUGUUUUUGGAGGGGUGUUGCUCAAUCCCUUGUACCCUAAAGGCAUGUCCAGUGUGCAGACUUUCAAGCAGAGGAACAGAGGAUUGUUCAUUGCUGCAGCAAUCAGAAGAGUCCUUCUUUAUCUUGUGUCUCCAUUUGCAAUGAUUGCUUUCCUGUCCAUGGACAAAUCCCUGCAGCUGCUCCAUAGGGCUUCUCUCAGUGUGGGAUUCACACGAGCCUUUAGAGUGGUGUGGCAGAACUCAGAGGAUGCUCUCCUCCAAAUGGCUGUGGUGAUCUUGGUGCGGCUCGCAGCUGGAAACAAUAUGCUACCAGGGUGGGACAACCUGGGCACUGGAGUUCAGCUCCUUCUGGUUGGCCUCCUGAUUGACAGACUGACCCAGUUCCUGGCCAAGCUAAAGUUCACCCUGACUGUGUUGGUGACAUCUUGGACUGAGAAGAAGCAGCGCCGUCAGUCAGCUGGAACUCUGCUGGCUCUUAACGCUUCCCUUUGUCCGCUGCUGCUGGCAGUGGUGACCCUAUCUGCCCUGCUCUCUGCCCCUCUGCUGCCCCUUUUCACGCUGCCCAUCUUCUUGGUGGGGUUCCCCAGGCCUCAGCGCAGUUGGCCAGGCCCCGUAGGUACCGCCUGUCCUUGCCCGGACUCCAUCUUCUACCAGCAGAUGAGUGGAAGCCUGGCCUCUGCUCUGAGGAUGGCCUUUGCAAGAGGGUCACUGGGUUCUUUAGCCCCAGGCUCUCAUUUUCUGGGCCGCUUUCAGGACCGCAUGGUAUGGAUAAUGAUCCUGGAGAGAGGAUAUGGCUACUGCACUGUCAACAUUAAGGGUCUGGAGCUUCAGGAGACAUCUUGCCACACGGUAGAGGCACGGAGGGUGGAUGAGGUGUUCGAGGCUGCUUUUGAGCGUCCCGAGCGGCUCGGUUUCAUCCAGGGCUUCAACCUGCACUGGGGGAAUGCUCUAACGCCUUGUGCCGCCCUUGCAGUGCGAGUCUACUCCGACGCCCGAAAUGUGCUCUCCGGCAUCAUUGACUCUCAUGACAACUUGAGGAAACUUCAGGAUGACUUUCUGAAAGCGCUGGUCUGGUUGCUCCUACGAUACUGUGUUCAGAAGCAUAAAGGAUUCCUGUGGAGCACUGAAGAAGGGCCAGGUGUCGGAGGCAGAAAGUCCCAGUCUUCACAGCUGCCCCAGACUACUUGCAACCAGCAACCGGAGGCUGUCAUGGUGGAAUCUAAUGUAUCUUCUCUCAGGUUCAGACAGGACAGCUCCAGCUUGACAUCCUUUGGUGACUGGUCAGAUGAGGAUGACUUAUUUGGACCCCAACCAGCCAGGCGGACAGUGGCAUUAGUGACUGCAGAAGCCCAGCCUGGACACACAAUGCUGCAGACGGGGGCCUCUCUUCCAGGCUCUGUGGAGAUGGACAGUCUUUUUGAGAACAUGGCUCUAUCGGCCCUGCAGCCGCUGCAGCCUCUGGGACUGGGCAUCGGGAUGCCAGCAGUGGAUAAAGGCUGUAACCCAGAGGUCUUCAGAGAGAGUCCAGGCUCUCUCCCUCAUCUAAAUUUCAGCUGCCCCCAGUCAGAGGUGUUCAAUGUACCAACAGGAUGGAGGACAGCACCGUUACUACCGUCCCGCCUGCUGCAGCUCAGGCCUUUGUUCCCAGAGGACUGGUUUAGGUUUACUUUGGGGCGGUUUGGGCCUGCUGUGCAGGGCGAGACCUCCGAGGACAUGACCAAAGCUCUGAAGGAGGAUGAAGCCUUGAAAGAGCUGCACGCUCAGGUUGCACUUUCAUGUCUCAUCUCCCUGGGGGCAGAGUCUGCCUUCACCAGCCCCAGUUACGUCUACAGGCUCUAUUGUGGAGAUGUGCCAUGGACAGAAGGACUCGACUGGCUCUCUUCAAGUAAAGAACUUUACCAGCUUGCACUUCGGGCUUUCAGGUUCAGUUUCAAGCUGCUGUUUGAUCAAGCAAGCUUAGGGCCCAUGGAGUCCCCAGAAGAGCUGUUCAGCACCUUGGAGGAAUAUGAAAGGGACUGGUACAUCGGACUGGUGACAGAGAAAGGUUGGCAUGACAGCGUCCUUCAGGAGAAACCGUUCCUCUUCUCUCUAGGACAUGACCUUGCUAUGGGUACCUACACAGGGCGAGUCCUGUCCUUGCAGGAGCAGCUGGUGCAGGUGGGCCGUCUGAAUGGAGAAGGGGUGCGAGGCCAGUGGGCAAACCUGUCCUGGGAGCUUCUGUAUGCUACUAAUGAUGACGAGGAGCGCUACAGCAUCCAGGCUCACCCCUUCAUGUUGAGGAACCUAACUGUUCAGGCAGCAGAUCCCCCUCUAGGUUACCCCAUUUACUCCUCUGCGCCCCUCCACUUCCCCUGCCUCUGACCUUUGGUUUCUGCCUUUUCUGCUGAACAUAACUCUUGAGAGGGAGGACGAUGCUUUUCAGUCCGCAGCAAAAUGUCCAUUUCCAAGGUUAAUGGUUGUUAGGAAAUCCACGUGGACACUAUAGCAAAGUCAAGAAAAGUUUUCAGUUUCAAAAGUUUGGGAGUUUUACUUUUGAAACUGCGAAAACACAAGUUCAGGAGUAAUGUCUAUGGAAACCUACUUUGUUUUCCACAUUUUGACUUUUUGGUGCUUUGGUCCUGCACCAUAGAGGAAGAAGCAGUGGCAUCACCACUGUUCCCUGGAACAAGUUGCAAAAUUCUAUUAACAGACUCUAACUGACAACAUGGUCUACUUCCUAGAACAGCACAUUCAAGAAAAUACAUUUCCUUUUUUGGAUCUUUUAAGCAGAAUUAACCAGAUUGGUUUCCACAGAAGCACAUACGUUUUGUGGUUUGCUUAUUAAUGUUUGUGCUUAAAAAAGAAGUGAAUACAUUUGCCCACCUCCCCUGUAGGACCCACCUGCUGAAUACCUCUGGUUUUAUUGUACUUUUUAGAUGUCACAAUUUUCAGGUGACCACCCCUCCAUGUCCACUAAAAAGGGACAAGAAAUUUAAAUGUUUUGUUAAGAUAUCGAGGAUGUGCCUUGGGUAUGUCUUGCUGUAUGUGUAAGGUGUUUAGUGCUAUUGUUUUGUUUACAAUUCACUUGUUUACAAUUUAGAAUGAAAAGUUUGAUGAAUUUGUCCAUAGUCUCUUGUAUAUAUUGUUAAUUUUUAUAUGUGUAUCUGUAUAUA
Messenger RNA from Thunnus maccoyii (southern bluefin tuna), 4688 nucleotides. It is a transcript of the gene pcnx4, whose product is annotated as pecanex 4. NCBI's taxonomy places the organism in Eukaryota, Metazoa, Chordata, Actinopteri, Scombriformes, Scombridae. Gene Ontology annotation, cellular component: membrane. The coding region runs from base 247 to 3897 and encodes 1216 amino acids. The transcript is spliced from 11 exons. The record is from RefSeq and is a predicted model, not a curated record.